Phytophthora sojae is the source of this 627-nucleotide messenger RNA. RefSeq lists its product as hypothetical. NCBI's taxonomy places the organism in Eukaryota, Oomycota, Peronosporomycetes, Peronosporales, Peronosporaceae. Gene Ontology annotation, biological process: microtubule-based movement. Gene Ontology annotation, molecular function: ATP binding; microtubule binding; microtubule motor activity. The coding region runs from base 1 to 627 and encodes 208 amino acids. The transcript has 4 exons. The record is from RefSeq and is a predicted model, not a curated record.
AUGGGCGCCGCCACAUCGACGGAGCUGCAGCUGAAGUUGCUGCUGCACGACCACGAGGCGGACGCCAAGAACAAGGACGCGGAGCUGCAGGUCGAGGAGGCGGUGCACAUGUUCGUGGCCUCGGAGCUCGAGUCCGGCCAGCACCUGCAGCAGCUGCAGAUCGCACUCGAGCUGCUGCUGCUGCACGUGCGUCCGGAGGCCUGGAGCUCCACAGCCUCCAGCCAAGUUUACAGCGCGGAUGAGGGGGAGGAAGAUGCCGUUACUAGCGCCACGAGCAACUCGGCAGGCUGGUCGGCCUGCCAUCGCGCUUGUGCAACGGGCAACCUGGCCUUGGUGGCCUUUGUACUGCAGCAUUAUCGGGCGCAGUUUGAACUGCAGACUCGAUGCAACAUGGGGCACGUCCACGAAGAUGAAGCGCAUCUGCACACCAUGCAGGGCGCGGACGGCGACCGCGGGUUGGUCUACCGCGCGGCUGAGCUCAUCUACAGCUCGGUGGCGCAGCAGCAGCACAUCUACGAGUUCCAAGUGUCUGUGCAGAUCGUGGGGGUGUACAACGAGGAGAUCAACGACCUGCUGGCGUCGCCUGAUACCACCGGGAACAACGGUAGUGAGAUCUGUCUGAAGUAG